Acanthosepion pharaonis is the source of this 663-nucleotide messenger RNA. The record is from the annotation of a GenBank genome assembly. Lineage: Eukaryota; Metazoa; Mollusca; Cephalopoda; Sepiida; Sepiidae.
AUGUUCGACUUUGCUGACCAUUUUAACAAACUGAACCUGAAAGAAAAUGAGCUGGCUCUAUUUUCUGCCAUUGUGCUUUUCUCACCUGACCGUCCAGGAUUAAGAAAUGUUGAACAGAUAAGAAAACUCCAAGAAACUUUGUUGAAAUCUCUGGAAAAUCUAUCUUUCCCUCUCUUUCCUCAUUUUCCUCAUUCAUUUCUUUCUCUCUUUUUUGCACUUUCUUGUAUAUUCUCUCUUCUCACAUUUCUCUCCUUUUCACUCCCUAUAUUUCCUACAUGUUCUUUCACUACCUCUCUUCUUCUCUACAGUUUUCUCUGUCUCUCUUUUUCUUACACCUUCUCUCUUUAUUUUCUUUUUCUGACUCUUUCCCUUCUUGCAUUCUACUCUUCUCUUUACCCUCUCCUUCUUAAGAUCCUUUAUGUUUUUGUUUUUUUUGUUUUUUAUCCUCUCUGUCAUAUUCUUUCUCUCAUUCUCCCUAUAUUCCCCCCCCCUGCUGGAAUUACCCUCUUGACCUUUUUUCUCGUCUCUUUCACUGCCCUCCUUUCCCCUUAUGAUAAAAUUUCCAGAAAGAAAAUACAGUUCAAAAAAAUAUUUCGGACAGCAGGAAAUGUCAAAUCCUUUUUACCAUUUUUUUUUCUCUUUCUUUUAAUUCAGCUUCAUUGA